AUGACGACAAACACCUCCCCUCACAUACCCUACAUAAAAGAAUGCCUCUCUCUAGCUGAAAAAUCCCCCCCAAGACCCACCAACUUCCGAGUCGGCGCAGUCCUACUAUCCCGCAAAGACGACGACCCCACCUUCACAGACGACCGGAUCCUCUCGACGGGGUACACAAUGGAGCUCGCGGGCAAUACACAUGCAGAGCAAUGCUGCUUCGCCAACUAUGCCGCAGUGCACAAAGUCCCCGACGACAAAGUCGGCGAAGUCCUCCCCGUCGAGCCCGGCCGCAAGCUCGUCAUGUACGUGACCAUGGAGCCGUGCGGGAAGCGGCUGUCUGGGAAUGCACCGUGUGUGCAGCGUAUCACGCAGACGAGGGAAGGCGGACGGGAGGGGGUCCAUAAGGUUUACUUUGGGGUUAAGGAGCCUGGCACGUUUGUUGGAGAGUCUGAGGGAUGUCGGAUGUUAACUCAGGCGGGCAUUGAGUGGGAGCAUGUUGUGGCGCGAACUGAUGUCCCACGACGCACAAUCCUAAUACUAGACGACAGCAGUGGUGCAACAAUCGAAAUAGCCGUACUAAAGCAGACCUCACCAAAUCCCGGCACCACUAGCCAGGAAACUCCAGCCACAGGCCCAGGAAAACCAGCAUGGUCCUCAUUCUCCCUCAUGGCGCCAACAGCCACCAGCCUCACCCAAACAACACACGUAACCUCCAAAGACCACAACAAGAUAGACAUCUCAGCUCUCCAACCAGGAACGCUAGUCCGGGUAAAAGGGACGCUGUCAACUUUCCGCUCGCAGAUGCAGUUACAUCUUGAGCGGUUCUGGCUUGUGCGUGAUACGAACGCCGAAAUGCAGUUCCUGGAUACCCGCCUGCGGUUCCUUAUUGAAGUCUUGUCUGUGCCAUGGGUAUUGACCGAUGAGGAGGUCGAGACGCUGCGCGAUGAUGCUGAGAGAUGUGAUGAGCGGACGUUGGAGCAUAAGAGGCGCGCGGAGAGGGUUGCGAGGAAAAGGGUCGAGCGUGAGGAGAGACAUGCCAGGGCUAUUGCGCUCCAGUAUGAGAAGGAAGAGAGGGAGAGGGAGAGGGAGCUCAAAAAGAUUAGAGAGGAUGGGGAGAGGGUUAUGAGGAAGUUUGGGUUUGAGAGGUCGAAGUGA
Messenger RNA from Penicillium roqueforti, 1146 nucleotides. Its product is annotated as OB-fold domain-containing protein. The coding region runs from base 1 to 1146 and encodes 381 amino acids. The transcript is spliced from 2 exons. Gene Ontology annotation, molecular function: catalytic activity. The record is from RefSeq and is a predicted model, not a curated record. Lineage: Eukaryota; Fungi; Ascomycota; Eurotiomycetes; Eurotiales; Aspergillaceae.